GUCACUGCAAAAUUGCAAUCUUGAGGAAGCAACAAACAGUUCGUCGAACUCCUCCGUUAACUUACAAAUAGUGACUUUUUAAACUAUUUCUCCGCAUCGAAGAAUGUGCCGUUAGAUCGACUAUUGACCUUGCAGAUGUGUAGUAAAAGUUAAAGGGACUGCAUUGAGUGUGUCACAGAGACACUGAUCGAUCUACAUUGAGAAUAUAUUGAUUGUGAGUAAUGGGUGCUCACAGGAGUGAGGGACGCAGAGAUUGGCUGCAGCAGGAUGUCACUGAGCAGAAUCCCUGGAACAUAAUGAUCAAGCACAGACAGGUGCAUCGGAGGGGACGCCGCUCACAGAUGACUGUCAGUUACACAGAUCCUGUCAUAUCCAUGGAUCUUUUGCGGAUGGUACUGCAGCCCAGCUUCAAUGAAGACAUCCUUGCUGUGUUCAGAAAAUAUAUGAAGUUUUUUGAGAAGGCAGCCAGCAAUGUGAAAGAGAACGUUGGCGGGGACGUCCAGCCAGAUCAGCUGAUCAGAGACACUUGCCGAAACUGCCUGGAACAUGCAAAGCUGCUUUUUCCUGAUACCGAGAAAACUGAUCCGAAACCAAGUAGUAUUGACCCCACAGUGAAGCGUUCACGACAGCCGGACGACAACUCUGGCCAGAGAGACAGUCCCAUCCCCAAAAAGAGAAAGGGUCGCCCCCCUGCUCAAGUUGUAUCGUACGACAGAGCGGUCCAGUACAACACUCCAGCUAAAUCUAAAGCAUCAGAGCCAAUAAAGCGAGAAGGACCCAAAUGGGACCCAUUUAGGUUGACAGAGAAGAGCACAUUUGUUCUAGGAUCCAGGGCAAAUAAGGCUUUGGGAAUGGGCGGUACAAGAGGAAGAAUCUACAUUAAACAUUCAGAGCUCUUCAAGUAUGCAGCUGAUGCUCAGGACAAACACUGGCUUUCAGAGAGACAGCACAUGAGAGCCACAGGCGGAAAGAUGGCUUAUCUGCUUAUAGAGGAAGAUAUUCUUGAUCUUGCCCGAAGUGAAGACUACAAGGACUGUCCUGACUUGAAGCUAGAUGAACUGAAACCAUUUCAAGUGCCCAUAUGGAUGGUGGAGAAGAUGCAGAAGGCAAUGGAAGCUCAGAAAUCAGAAAAUGACCUCGCCGUUUGAUGCCGACCUCGUCAGGCAAGUCAUUGGACAACGGACUCUUGAGUGUUAUCUACUUAAAAUAAUUGUUACUUUUUGUUUUGUUUGUUUUACACGCUGAAUGGGAUCUUCACAAUAGACCCAGGCAAUUGCCCAGAAAUUGUUGUUUUGGAGGUUUACGUUCUCUACUUGAAUUUUCACAUUUCAUUAACUGGUAUUUGUCACAAAGUGGGGGAAAAAAAUAUUAAUUCCAAUUUUCUCUGUCAAACGAAAGUGUGCUUUUUGUUUGUGUCAUGAAUUUAAAAGACUUAAAAAUCUACUGAGGCACAAAUAGAGCCUGAAUGACUUUUUGAAUGCUGUGGUUAUUAGACAUUUUGUACGUUUUGUUUUUUCCUUUAGAAUUUGUCAUACUGUUGUUUUCUGUCUUUCUUUCUUUUUAAGUACAUAUGAUACCAUGUAGCUAGAAUGACUUGUAUUGCAAAAUAUUAAUUUUGUUUGUCAUACUUUAAAAAGGGAAUUUAUUUAGUCAUUUAUAUUUCUUUUUAAAAUAUAUACUGCUUUAUUUCUUACAAAACGAUAAAGCUACUUCCUCUAUCAGCAGAAUUAUGCAAUGGACUGUGCCAUUUGUAGAAAGUAUACUUAAGUGAAAAUAUGGAUACUGAGUGAAACUUUUACUCAGUUAAAAGUCCAAGUAUCUAGCCAAAAGCAUGCUUGAGUGAAAGUCAAAAAGUAUUCAUAUUAAAUUGUACUUAAGUAUUAAAAAAGUAAAAAGUUACCUUUUUCUACCUAGAAUGAAAUCAAGAUAGGAGAUGUUGUUAAAUUUGAUUGGUUUGUGAAGUCGCCUUUUUACUGUCUCUGACGAAUGUCAUAUUUUUCCCCCAGUGGCAUUCACAACGUGGUCAUAGAAUAAUCGUACAAUAACUACAUUUUUGCAAAAUGAUUUUUAUGUGACCUGCUGUACAUAUCGCGAAAGUGUCCUGGUGUAGAUUAUCAGUUCAUAAACACUUACUUUUCGCUCUGUUCCUCACACAAUGCUAUCUUAUGACAUCUAAACAAUUUUACUGUAGACUCAUUUUAACAUUUGCAUUACAUAACCAACAAUAUUUACAAGCUUGUUCAAGUGUGAUCAAAUUUCACGGUAGCUCAACUGAUAAAGCGUUGCACAUGCGAUACAAAGGAGCAGGGUACGAGUCCUGAAGAGCACGCAUGACGACACGUGAGCCGAAAGUGUCAUAGAAGCACCACAAAAUGAUGUGGUUGUGUCAGAAAGUGUGUUUUUCAUGUCACAUUUGCUUUUUAUGACACUAUCGGUUAGGUAUAGGUUUAAAGGAAUAUUCCGGGUUCAGUACAAGUUAAGAUCAUUCGACAGAAUUUGUGGCAUAAUGUUGAUUACCACAAAAAAAAAAAAAAAAUUAGACUCGUUCCUCUUUGUUUUUUUUUUCUCCCAAUUUGGAAUGCCCAAUUCCCAAUGUGCUUUUAAGUCCUCGUGGUCGUGUAGUGAUUCACCUCGAGUCCCAGUUGCCUCCGUGUCUGAGAUCGUCAACCCGCACAUCUUAUCACGUGGCUUAUUGAGUGCGUUGCCACGGAGACAUAGUGCGUGUGGAGGCUUCACGCCAUCCACCGCGGCAUCCGCGCUCAACUCACCACGCGCCCCACUGAGAACGAACCACAUUAUAGUGACCACAAGGAGGUUACCCCAUGUGACUCAACCCUCCCUAGCAACUGGGCCAAUUUGGUUGCUUAGGAGACCUGGCUGGAGUCACUCAGCACGCCCUGGGAUUAGCAAACUAGCGAGCUAGCGAACUCCAGGGGUGGUAGCCAGCGUAUUUUACUACUGAGCUACCCAGGCCCCCCUUCGUUCCUCCUUUAUUUAAAAAAAAAAAAAAAAAAGCAAAAAUCGAGGUUCCAGUGAGGCACUUACAAUGGAAGUGAAUGUGGCCAAAUUCAGAAGUAUAGCCACAGGACAUAAAGGAUAUGUGUGUUAACAUGAUAUAAUUGUGAUAAAAUCACUUAUUCGCCCUUUCAUUGUAAAGUUAUAGGACAUUUUUCAACUUCGUUACCAUGACAAUGUAAUGUCAAUGAUUUGUUGAUUUAAAUCUUGAGAGAACAUUAACCUUAAAAACCUAAUUUGUUCGGGAGAACAUUUCACUUGCUUUUAGCACCGCAACGUGCACGUUUCACUGUAAUGAACCAAAAUUUUAUUUUGCAAAAAUGUUGCACACAGUCACGCAAUGUUCAUUGCAUGGGAGAAAGCAAUGAAUCUUUUGAAGUUAGUAAUGUUGUUGGUUUUGUGAAUGGUUUUCUGAGGUUUGCUACCAAACAGACCUUGCUGUUGAGCAGAUGGAUGAAUUCAAUAAAAUUCAUAAUUAAUAUUUA
This is a messenger RNA of Myxocyprinus asiaticus (Chinese sucker), 3500 nucleotides long. Its product is annotated as deoxynucleotidyltransferase terminal-interacting protein 1-like. The record is from RefSeq and is a predicted model, not a curated record. The transcript is spliced from 13 exons. The coding region runs from base 222 to 1148 and encodes 308 amino acids. Gene Ontology annotation, cellular component: nucleus. Gene Ontology annotation, molecular function: DNA binding; nucleosome binding. NCBI's taxonomy places the organism in Eukaryota, Metazoa, Chordata, Actinopteri, Cypriniformes, Catostomidae.